This is a messenger RNA of Cryptomeria japonica (Japanese cedar), 4746 nucleotides long. RefSeq lists its product as uncharacterized. The coding region runs from base 1451 to 4600 and encodes 1049 amino acids. The transcript is spliced from 10 exons. Gene Ontology annotation, biological process: regulation of DNA-templated transcription. The record is from RefSeq and is a predicted model, not a curated record. Lineage: Eukaryota; Viridiplantae; Streptophyta; Pinopsida; Cupressales; Cupressaceae. Gene Ontology annotation, molecular function: DNA-binding transcription factor activity; protein dimerization activity.
GGGUAGUAGAAAAUUUUAUUUUUGGACCAAUUCGAGCGUUUUUACUGCGGCGGCGUGUGAUGAAGGCUGAAUCCUUGGAGCUCAGGAGGUGAAUCGGGUAAAAUAUUUGGGAAAUUUGUUUUGAGCUGAGCAUUUUGGCUUUGAUUUCGCUGAAUUUGGUUGAGUUUUGGGGAUUCUUUUUAGAAACCCUCGUUCUGGUGUAAAGGACGGGUAAACUUUGAGGUUGAGCAAAAAUGUUGCCGCUGGAGCAGAGAGUAUUCGGAACAAAGCGCAUCCUAGUGAAGAAAUCCCUGCCGGAAUUUUUUUAGCGAAGAAUUUGGGUAGAGGGCGGAUUCUAGUUGAAGCCUAGCGAGAAAUCGGUUUCGGUGGUUCUUAGCGAGGGUUCUAGGCAGAGAAAGCUUUUGUUUUUUUGGAAAUAUUUGAGUAUCCUGUGACAUUGUUCGAUUUUAGUGCAGUUUUUACGUUGUCAGCAGCAAAGAGGCCUUUACUAUCUUUCAUGUUUGUGAUCUUUUGUGACAUUAUUGUCUGAUUUCACGUCUGUGGGUAUUCAAGGUCCUUACUAUUUUGUCUGUCAACACUCCUUUUUCUCUUAGGCAUCUCGCCUGUCUAAAACUUUGUUAGCGAUUACAGUCCGCAAAGCUUGUUGAGAUUUCUCUGCUGUGCAGGAUAUCUUUGUUUACUGUUGUAGCCGGCAAAGCUCGUUUAGAUUUCUCUGCCGUUCAGGUUGUCCAAAAUACUUUUCUUCUUUUGUCAAGCAGACCCUCGAAAGCGUAGUGUACCGAUCUUGUACGAAGGCAAACUAGUUGCUCUACCGCUUGUUUGUUUUGAUCACUUAGAAGCCCUCGUUUUUGCUUUUUAGGUGUUUUGUAAGAAGGGAUUAUAAUGUUUGUCGGUAGGAGGUAUGGGCCAUUUGCCACUCAGCAUUGCCGCAGUUCCAAGAAAAAUAAGAGCUGGAUUACGCCGAAACCAAGCAGGAAGGAGUUCAUGCAGAGCCAGUUAGUGUUCAAAAAGGUUGUAGAAGAGAAAGAUAAAGAGAAUCUCCUGUGAAUCGUGAUCCACGGUUGUAGUUAUUAAGUUUGAAUAGACGAUUUGUGCAAAAAUCAGUGAGAGUUUUGGCUGGAUUAUGUUGAAAUCUAGUCGGAGGGAGUUCAUGAAGAGCCACCUUGUGUAUAAGAAGGUUGUUGAGGAAAAAGAUAAGGAGAAUCUGUUGUGAAGGGAAGAGGGCGCAGCGAAGUUGGAGGAGAGGGGUUUGUGCAGAAACAGUGACAGGUUUGGCUGGAUUAUGCCGAAACCAAGCCGGAAGGAGUUCAUGCAGAGCCAGCUAGUCUGUAAAAAGGUUGUUGAGGAAAAAGAUAAAGAAAAUCUGCAGUGAACAGAAGAGUCCCCUGGCUAUAGCUUGCAUUUGAGGAGGGGGAACUUGUGCAGAAACUGCGACUGAAUUGGACGAUUGAUGACCGAGGAAAUGGGGACAAAAUUACGGCAGACCCUUCAAGGUCUUUGCUUCGAUACCAGCUGGAACUAUGCCGUUUUUUGGAAGCUGAAACGUGGAACCUGCAUGAACUUGGCAUGGGAAGAUGGCUACAUCAAUGAAUAUGUUAAAACGCCUGUUGUUUUAAAUGUUUCUGCAUACAUGACACACGGUUUUCCUCUCAGUGGCAUGGGAUGUGGACAGGAAGGAGGGUAUGCCCAAGAUGGAUUUUCAGUUGGAGAUCAAAUUGGUCGAGCUGUGGCUCAGAUGUCAUGCCAGGUGUUUACAUUUGGAGAAGGCACGAUUGGAAGUGUGGCAUUUACUGACAAGCAUCAGUGGAUCUUUGGAGAUAAAAACUGUGUUAGUGAGUUGAAUCAUGUUGGGUCAGUUUAUGGACGUAUCUUGCUUGAGUAUCCCAUUGAAUGGCAGGAUCAAUUUGCUGCUGGAAUCAAGACAAUUGCUGUUAUAGCUGUAAUGCCACAUGGUGUCGUGCAACUUGGCUCAACACAAAUGAUCAUGGAAGAUUUGAAUUUUGUAAACCAAGUAAAAGAGCAGGUCAAAGAAGAUUUGGAUUUUGUAAACCAUGUGAAAGAUGAAUUUGGUAUAUUCCAAAAUAUUCCAAAAUCAUUUUUGCCCAAUAAUAACCUAGAUGGUCAAAGUGGCAAGAUUGAAGGGUCACUUUUUCAGAAAAUGUCUAUCCCGCUGACUUCACUUGGAAACGCAGCAUCAUUAGGUGUAACAAAUGCAACUCCCUCCGAAGACAAUUCUAAUGCAUCUGUGUUAAAAAUUCCAAGCUCAGAUAUUCUAGAUAAAUUUAUAAGCCCUGCAAAUCUAGUGGAAAAGAAUAAGAGCUUGCCUUCUUGCACCUUGGCCUUGCCUUCUGAUGGUGCCUCUACUGGAACUGUAAACCAUCUAUCUUCAUUUCAGCAGAAUAAUGCUCCUUUAAAUAAUCUUCUAGCUCAUAUUGCUGAUAAAAAAGGUAGUGAAACUGGUAACGCAAUAAUUGUACCAUCUACUUCCAGGGUGUAUCCCUUCAAAGGCCAGAUGCCAACAAACAUUGCUUUGCCUGAUAGGCAACAAACAUUAAACAUGGGAUCGAGCUCCAUAUUUAUGGAGCAACCACAGUUUCAAGGGAAAAUGGCAUUUAAUUUUCCAGAUGAUUGCAUCUUGAAUUCCAUAUGUGGUGCUAAAUCAAUUAAUGCUGAAAGAUUGGGCCAAGACAGUUUCAAUAUAACCCACAAGGAUGAUAGGCUACAGGAAACUGCAUUAGAUGUGCAGCCCUCAGGUCCAUUAUUUCAAGAUAGUGUUGGACAGUCUGGAUACUCUACGUUAGCUGCAAGGUUGCUUGAACGCAAUAUCAACAAGACAAAAAAGGAGGCAACUGCCAUGCCAGUGGUUAAGGUAGAUACAGAGAACAUCACUUACACCUCUCCUUCAUUAUCUUCAGCCAACAUGGGAAUGGCCAUCUCUGAUAAUAGGCAAUCCUGUAAUGUACAAUGGAGUGCUUCAGCUGGGUGUCAUAACACAAAAAUGCUCAAGAAUUUAAGCAAUGGCCUUGCGACUUCUCUUGGGUAUCAAAAUGUUUCAGUAUCGAACACAGUUGGAUUAGAUCACUCAUCUUGGCAAAAAGAGGUUAUAGGUAAGAACAUAGCUGAGCAUUUGUCAGAUAAUGGUAUUCAUGGAAUGAACCCUGUCAAAGAAGUUUCAAAAAGUGCCAUGACUGACCUUAGCAAAUAUUCUGCCAUUCUAGCUGACUUUGAUAAUCCUGAUGUUAUAGAAUUUGGCAGCUCUGACAACAGCAGGAAUUUGCCUUCUAAGGGGCAAAAUAAAACUAUGCAUGCCAUUUCAUGCAUCCCAUCAAGUGUAGAACUGCUUGAAGCACUAAGGCCCACUUUCAAGGCACCAGACAAUAGUGUUUGGGAUGAAAUGUUAUUUCACAGAGGUGUAUCUAGUACAAAUUUGGGAAACCAAAAUUUUGGAGUUUCUCCUUGUUCAGACUACCAUUCUGAGGAUGUAAAUAAGAAAUCAGAUUUAUCCAUAAUGACAGCAACUGAAGGGUGGUUUUUGCCUGAGACCAAGUCUGAAGAUCUUUUAGAUGCUGUAGUUGCCAAUAGAUGCCUGCGCACUAACCAGGGAGUGGAUGAUAACAUAUCCUGUAAAACUACAUUUUCAAGCACAACAAAUUUGACUCCUGUGUAUUGUUCCUCUGCUAAGUCUGACAAUUGCUCUGUAGCACAGGUGAGUGCAUCUGAGAAGGAACAGUCAAUGGCUGUAGACAUUUCCAAGCCUAGAGAGAGCCUAGAUUUAGGAGACUGUACAAAUCGAAGUUUUUCUUCUAUGUUCCAUGAGGACAUAGGGGUAAAAAUGUUUGCAAAUGAAUCCUCCAUAAACUCAAUGCCAAAAUCUCUAGUGAAUGAUGCCCAUUGUGAAAACAAUGGGUUUACACAGGCAAAAAGACCUGGGGAGCCUAUAAAAGGUAACAGGAAGCGGGCCAAGCCUGGUGAGAGUUCCAGGCCAAGGCCGAAGGACAGGCAACAGAUCCAAGAUCGUCUUAAAGAACUACGGGAGAUUAUUCCAAAUGGAGCCAAGUGCAGUAUAGAUACGUUGCUCGAACGUACCAUAAAGCACAUGCAUUUCUUACAGAGUGUGACAAAGUAUGCUGAUAAACUCAAGCUGACUGGCAAAUCAAAGGUUCUUGACGAGGAAGUUGCUCUGCUAGCCAGCACUAUGGAAGGUGGUGCGAGCUGGGCAUUUGAGUUGGGUGGUCAAGCAGUAGGUUGCCCCAUCAUUGUGGAGAAUUUGAAUCAAGCCCGACAAAUGCUUGUAGAGAUGUUGUGUGAAGAACGGGGGCUCUUUCUGGAAAUAGCUGACAUUAUUCGGAACUUGGGGCUUACAAUCUUGAAGGGUAUCAUGGAGGCUCGCAAUGACAAGAUCUGGGCACGCUUUGUUGUUGAGGCAGACAGGGAUGUGCACAGGGUUGAAAUUUUAUGGUCACUUAUGCAAUUAUUGCAACCAAACACCAAGGGUAGCUCUACAAGUAAUCACUCUAGCUUAGCCAACUCUCAGGUCACUGAAAAUGUCUCUCAGACAUUUGACACUUUCCAGCUAUCACCAAUGGUGUGUGGGCCAUAGUAGUCUUAGCCAUCCAUUACUGACAUCAUUAUAUGCAAAGUACACUAGUGUAAUUUAAGCAAUAUGAAUUGCUAAGUACUGCUUUGAUGUGUCAUCCAUACCACUUUAUUUGCCAAUUUAAGUGUAGAGUAUUUAUUUUGUGGUCA